UUUCAACAUCAUAUUUACAUACACGUGUUUUGAAGCCGUCUUUCAUCGACACACAUUCAGUUGGUUUUAAAUUUUAAAUUUUCAAAAAAAAAGAAAAAAUAAAUUUUAUCGAAAUGGGAAAAGUGAAGAAAGAAAAGCAAUCAGCCGAUGAAACCCAAGAAAUUGGCGAUGUAUCGAUUAAAGAAGAAGAUACAUAUGAAGAUAAGCUCAAGAAUUGUUCGGUGAUUGCCAAACCAAUGGCACCAAAGAAAUUAACCAAAAAGUGCUUGAAAUUGAUCAAAAAAGCAUCGAAGCAAAAGUCAUUUUUGAGAAAUGGUUUGAAAGACGUACAAAGCCGCUUGAAGAAAGGUGAAACUGGUAUCGUUCUAUUCGCCGGUGAUGUAUCGCCAAUUGAGAUAAUGUGCCAUUUGCCGGCCGUGUGUGAGGAGAAAAGCGUUCCAUAUGCCUAUGUACCGAGCCGUCACGAAUUGGGCGCCGCAAUGGGUGUUAAACGGGGUACCGUCACAGUUUUAGUUCGUGAACAUCCCGAAUACAAAGAUUUAUACGAUGAAUUGAAGAAAGAAAUCGGCGUAUUGCCAGUUCCAUGGUGAUUACUUCAAUUAGAUUUUAAAUGUGUUUAGACUUUAAGGAUACCAAUUUAAUACAAAAACAAACACAAAUUUCAA
This is a messenger RNA of Contarinia nasturtii (swede midge), 665 nucleotides long. RefSeq names its product H/ACA ribonucleoprotein complex subunit 2-like protein (gene NHP2). The transcript is spliced from 3 exons. Bases 114 to 590 code for a protein of 158 amino acids. The record is from RefSeq and is a predicted model, not a curated record. Gene Ontology annotation, cellular component: nucleolus; box H/ACA snoRNP complex. Gene Ontology annotation, biological process: rRNA pseudouridine synthesis; snRNA pseudouridine synthesis; ribosome biogenesis. Lineage: Eukaryota; Metazoa; Arthropoda; Insecta; Diptera; Cecidomyiidae. Gene Ontology annotation, molecular function: box H/ACA snoRNA binding.